CCGCUUCGUAAACGUAAUUUGAAGGUGCGAUUACUUCAAUUUAUUGCCCCCGCAGGGAUUUCGCCCAGAAGGCGAAAUCCCGAGGAGGCACUCUAGUAACUCGCGCGUAUAUUAAGGAAAGUACUUACAGUUGAAAUAUACAGUCGGUAUGCCAGAAAAAAUCUCGAUUUCCUUGAACAGGGGCCGCGAGGAAUUGGUAGGUAAUGAUGACCUUUCUAUUGUUUGCACCCGCAAGUACGAAAUGGUUAGGAUGACGUAAAGACAGAAAAUCCCGAAGGGACCGCUUCGGUAGAUUUUGUGACAUUGAUUGUGCAGUCACACUUCGAUACUCUUUUGCGUUACGUGUUAUCAGUGACAUUCUUUGGAGCAGUUGUUUUGAAAGUUAUGGACCAAAAGACACUCGUUAAGCGCAGAUGAAGUUAUAAGGUGCAUAUAACUGUGUAUAUGAGUUUGCCGGACACGCACGAGUUCACAAGUCUUUGAAUGGAAACCUUGCCAGACACUCUUUCUCUCUCUUUGACCGGAAUAACACGCAGCCCUAAACAGGCAAGACGAGUGAACAACUGCUAGCUUAUCAAUAGCAGAACGAUGGACGAUUGCAGAAAUUCGCCGACAAUCAAAUUCUGGGCUGACUUAUUCCCUGCUCACUGAUGUCCUUCCGUUAGAAAGUUUAAAAUAAGACAAGAAUGCGCGAGCGUGAAUUGGUCAGACGUCGUUUUAAUUUUUAAGGCUUACUUUCUGGCAAACAAAAUGAACUGAAUGCAAAAAGUGAAAUAAAAAUAGCGAAAAAUUCAACCUCUAAUUAAAUCUUUUCUUAUGGUUUAGAAUAAACUAUUCUCGAAACUGAGAAUGUUUUGAUAAAAGCUGUCUAAAUCGAACUGAACACUGUGCAUGAACCUUGCGUUUCCUUUAUUUAUCUCACCUAUUGUAUGGAAUAUGUGUGAAAAUCUUCAUUGUGAAUCGUUAUAUUUCAAAGAGCUACACAACGAGCAAGACAAUAUUGACCGACAAUAUUGCUGGUUUUCAGUGUCACGCCUUUCAAAAUAGAUCAAAAUAAAAAUCAAAACCGUUCAAUAGAUAAAGUCCAGAAUCUGGGAAAUGAAAGGAGGUACGUAUACAAAGACCCUCGCCAAGAUUCGGGUCAGAGGAAUAUUUCGUAUACGAGAUAUCCGAAGAAAUUUUUUACCCAAACUUAGAGAGAUUUUUAUGGAGACGCCAUGCUGGUGCUCACCUGGAUGAGCUCCAACAUGGCGGAGGGAAACUAACAGAAACAUCUGUUACCGAGUUUUGCUACAAAAGCGUGUGUUUAUUCUUCAGGAAACUCAUAAACAUUAAAGUAAUACUUUUUCUACUACAUGAACUGUUUAGAUAGCAAAAUUUCCUGAAAUAAGUCAUUUUUUUAACCUACAUGACAGCUCUCUUGGCCGUCAUUUGAAUGCCGCGUCACAUAAAAGCUUGGAAAUUCAAGCGUACACUAUCACAAAACCUAGAACCCUUUUGAAACGAAAAUUUGUAUGAAAAUCAGUUUUCAGCUGCACUAAUGCAUCGUGAAAGUAAAAUCUCGGUAAGAUCGAUUGUUUUUUAGUUUGAAUUUUAGUGACAUCAUGUGAAAACCAACCAUGUGAAAUGUGUCAUGUGAAUGUGUCAUGUGUCAUGUGAAAAAACAACAGAGCGGGGGCAGCUGUAGUGUCAGCUAUUACCAGUCGUAAAUAUAGUACUCGCAAUGUGUUUUCGCAUUUACUGAGAGUAAACAAUUACUUCUGAAAAUCUUGGUGUAUGGCAGAUUCAGAGUGCCCCCCAUCCCAUCAGCCCCCUGGAAACCAAACCAUAUUUACCCCUUGUUUUUUUAUAUCAAAACAGGUGAUAAUUACUUGUACGUGGAUUCUUGGGGUGAUCUUCAAUAUGCCAUCGUUUAUAUACAGGAGAUAUAACGAGAAUCAGAAAUACUGCAUCAACACGUGGCCAAGUGUGUGGGUCGGCAAGGCCUACAGUCUAAGUUGGCUUUUGCUCGCAGUUCUCUCAACUUCCCUUAUGGCCGUGCUAUACUUUCGUGUGGCGUAUACAAUGUGGUUCAAAAAGGAAGAACAUCGUAGAGAAAGCAAUCUGCGACAGAGGGUAAGAUGAUCUAAAACUUAACCGUGUUAACGGGUAUUACAGAUCAAGCGUAGGCGGUGUGCGUCAUGACCCACAAAGGUUCAUGGGUAAAACUGUUACUGUGCCUCAUUUCAAUCGUGACACGGUCGAGUUCGCAUCUCGUAAGAGAAAUGAAUCAAACCCAGGGAUCAAAACACUGCUGCCUUUUCCGAAAAACAUUACGGAAGAGAGCGAUUUCGAGAAUUUUCAAGAUCUCAUAGUGGCCUUAGAUGCUUGCUAUUGGCUUCACAAGACAAUUUCAAGAAGUUUAUCGCGAUUCGGAGACGAUCGUGCGAUCUAGCCGACUUUGAGCCGCGACUAAUUUCCUGCUUCUCAUAAGAUUUUAUGUACUGCGGUUUAUAUGUAUGUUUUUAUCUCAUAGUGAAAGAGAUCUGUAGUUCAUACCUGGAUUUGCUUAACCAAAAAAAAACUUCGUCCAUUAGAAGUGUUUAUAUAUUUGAUGGACUUUGUUACCGACAAAGCAGGGGGAGCGCGUGCAAACAGUAAGGUGAGAAAUCGUCUCUCAUAACAAUUUUAUUUUCAUCGACAAGUUUAUAUUAUUUUGAAAACAGUGCCCGUUUGAAAUCCUUUUGUAUCAGGCAAGGGGAAAACAGACCGAAAGAGCCGAACAGCUGCAGCACAAUCAGAAUUUCACCGAAGCUACAGUCGCAGAAAUAAACAGUGAAAUAAACCACGAUCUUGUCUGUGCGUUCAAUGAAGUGAGCGUAGUAUAUCGAUUUUGUUAUAAAGUAAAACCUAACCUCACAGUUUUAAAAUCCUGUAUGAUGUUGUCUGGAUCUUCGAUAAUGGUUUUGUGUUUUGGUAGAGAUUUAUAACAAUUUAUUCCCUCACAUAAGUUUACACAAAGAUUUGCAUACACAUAGCACGCACCGCAUGCAAAUUAUUUUAAAGUCACGCUUUCAGUUUCCGCACAGGGUUAUGAAAAAUGUUUUUUUUUUCCAAAGGUUAUUACAAUAUUCAAACUUAUUUACCUUUUGUGGUUUAAAAUAGAACAAACUCUUCCUGGAUUUGGCGUUACUCGCUUCACGUCGGCUUCCGCUUCGGCAUGUUUUCUCAGCCCGUUUCCCGGGAGUUGUGCCACUUGGCUAAGACGAUGUCUUAAUUCCAAGACACUUUCAACGCCUCAUAACGGGAAAACUAACACGGGUAGACCCCAAAAUUUGCAAAGAAGAAAGGUUGAAGUAACAAGAUGGCCAAAAAAAUUCGAUAAAACCGCUAACAGUAACCAGCAAUAAAUCCAAGAAGAACGGCAAAAACAACACUCAAAUCAUCAUGGCGGCCUGCACAUAACCGAGCAAUUCAAACUUGUCACAAACGCUCAAGAAAGCAAAUAUUUUACAGUAACGCAACUGCUAUCAUGAUAAAGUGUUGCAACAACUUUCCACGGCGGUAUAGCGUCAAAAUUUCCAACACAAGCUUGGAAUAAAGCGAAAAUUUCACCACAUAUACCUCUCAAAACGGCUCUUUCCGAGCGCGAAAAUCACUCUGCAAAUGACGCAUUCUGAUUGGUCGAAUCUCGUGACGCACACCGCCUGGGUCAAGCGUAUCCCCCAAGAUUCCAUUAAUAUUGUCCAAUUCCCUGAAUGUGACGUAGAUGUCUUCGAAGCCGAUUUUAUCUAUUCAAAGAUUUUCAAUCUGACCAAAUACAGAGAAGUUAUCGUAAAAUAUUCACUGCUUAUUACGAAUGCAGGAAUGCCGACUUGAAUUUGACACCAAAUACGGGAACAACUAACGGAUUCAUUUUUCAGAUAAUCAAUUCAUUAAUAGAAUGUUGAGGGGGUACGCUUGACCAGCCUUGACUGCAACUAGUACUCCAUAUAACUCACCGUAUAGUCGCCCUUAAAUUAGAAGGGCCAGAGUAAUGUUUAUUACCUAAUCGGCUGCUGUUAUUUCCUAUGAAUAACAAGUCCUGCGUGGUGAAUGACAUUACACGACAUAAUUUAUUAUCUGGACUAUAUCAUGAUGUUUCCCCAUGUAUGGUAAUACUCUGGAAUCCAGGACAUUUUUGCUUGUGGAAUCUGGAAGCCAGGGCUUUGGAAUCCGGAGUUCACUUCAAGGAAUAUAUCCUGAAUACCGCUAACGACUGAAAUUAAUCCGAAAUCCAAGUUCCACAGACAUCCGAAAUCAAGUACCUGGAAUCCGGAAUCCACAGCUUGGAAUCCAGAAUCCAAGGCUGUCUUCACUCGGAUUUCUUUACAUGGGGCGAAUGAUGUGCAAACCGCUAACAUGAAGUAACUGCGAAUUCAUGUGGCUGCUCCAACUCUGCCUUUAGUUUAUAGUAAUAACUUUUUAAAUGGUAUCAACGUUUUCUUGACUUAAAAAUAGCUCUCUAGAGAGAGAAUGUUUUUACAGUUCAGUGUAAUGUUAUAUCUGCUGUGCACUUCCGAUUUUAUUUUAGAAAAACGUAACUAAGCCCGCAAUCCUUAUCUCCAGCGGAUCGGCUUGCUAUGUCAUAUAAGCAUUAAAAAGGACCGUUGUUUUGUCGAAGAUAUAAAGCGUGAUAUCUUGCAUCGAAGACGCGAAAGUCAAACCUUUUUUGCAAUAUUAUUUUCACUAGAAAAAAGAAAAUUGAUAUCAUGACAAUCAACAACUAGAGCGUAAUAGACUAUCCUUGUUAUAGCAUUUUGUAUCUGGCCUACAUGGAGGGUGGGGUCUUAUCCUUUAUCUUACUUACGAAAAUUACGGAUAUACGAAACGACUUCAUAGUGUUUUGGACAUAUUGAAUUCUGCAAGCAGAAUACUGCAGUGCUGAUCGUACUACGUGAAAAUGAACUCUUCAAGGCAUCAACACCAAACCGAGAGAACUCAAAACAGAGCGGGAUUGUAGCCAUAGACAGCUGUUUCGCCCUCUUUGGGGCUCGUGGUAUGGCGUAAUUCUGUGGGUGUUGAGAGUUCUAGGUCAGGGCUUAAAUCAGAGUGCGGGGACAUUUUUCAUCAGAGCUUUCUUUGGUUGUUACGCUAUACUGACGAGCCCCAAAUGAUAGGGCGAAACAGCUGUCUAUGGCUACAAUCCCGCUCUGUUUUUUAUUGAGUUCUUUCAGUGUAGUGUUGAUGUCUUGCAGAGUUAAUUUUCACAUGGUACGAUCAGCACUGCAGCAUUCUGCUUGCAGAAUUUAAUAUGUCUACUUUUCAUUUUUGCUGAUCAGGUCUUUAUAGAUCCUACAUUCGUCGGUAUAUUCGUUUGCGGUCUUUUGCAGUCCCUUGUGGUUAAUGUUUGUACUUCACAGUGUUUUACCGUUUUUAAUAGUGUUUAUAUUAUGUUUGUGCUAACAGGCUGUUCCGAGGAUGCGAAAACGAGCCACCUUAAUGGUAAUGCUUGUCAGCCUCGUCUUUGGAAUGUGUUGGGUGACUGACCGGACCAAUUACGUGAUAGUGCAUUUUUAUUCCCCUUCGGAUGCAUUUUUCUCACUCGCGGCGUCA
Porites lobata is the source of this 5574-nucleotide messenger RNA. Lineage: Eukaryota; Metazoa; Cnidaria; Anthozoa; Scleractinia; Poritidae. The record is from the annotation of a GenBank genome assembly.